GCAUUACGCGCGUAUCCACCGUGUCGCGUGAACGCGAACGUGUCAAACGCGGCGUACGGUGUGUCGAAAAAUCGCGCACUCGAUUCGAUCCGCACAUCGGGAUUUAUUGAUCCGACGCGAGAGAUAAGUUCGGGUGUCCCCCGUUAUCGUUGGUUCUCCGCGAAUCUUGAAAUUGCAUCACCUCGUGACACACCCCGGGUGUGCGGGGCGAGAACGCGUUUGCGACGCCCGGCAAAUUUCGAAGAGUGCCCUGUGUUUGUGUUGCACGCGCGCGACUGGUUCGAUAACGUUAAACAAAAGCUGUAUGGCAACAGCAUUGCAAAAGUAAGAAAAUGUCCAGGAAGCGUCCCAGAGUAGAAACUAUGCUGACUACUGUAUCCCUUCAGAAUAAUAUUAAUGGAGAAAACCCAUCUUGUUCGAGGGAAGAUUCUCCGAUUCAUGCUUCUAUCUGUAAAGAAGCACCCUUUAGUGAUGAUUCAGAGGCUAUUAUAGAGAGAAAUGCAUGUGAUUACAAUACAAGAAUUACUUUAAAACAAGCAAGGAGUGGAAAAGUUCCUAGAAAAAUUCGAGUUUAUGCCGACGGUAUUUAUGAUCUUUUUCAUCAAGGACAUGCACGGCAACUUUUACAAGCAAAGAAUAUCUUUGCAAACGUUUAUCUCAUUGUUGGAGUGUGUAAUGAUGAGUUGACACAUAGUAAGAAAGGAAGAACUGUAAUGACAGAUUUAGAAAGAUACGAUGCUGUUAGGCAUUGUAGAUAUGUAGAUGAAGUUGUCCGAGAUGCACCUUGGGAACUUGAUGAUGAGUUUCUUAAGAAGCAUAAGAUUGACUUUGUGGCUCAUGACGAUAUACCAUAUAUGUCAGAAGAUAGCUCAGACGUUUAUGCUAAACUAAAAGCUAAAGGCAUGUUUGUAGCAACACAGAGAACAGAAGGUGUUUCUACAUCGGAUAUAGUUGCAAGAAUAGUCAAAGAUUAUGACAUAUAUGUUAGAAGAAAUCUUGCGCGAGGUUACAGUGCAAAGGAACUUAAUGUUUCUUUUCUUAAUGAAAAAAAAUUUCGCCUACAAAACAAAUUUGAUGAUCUGAAAGAUAAAGGAAAAAGAGUAAUGGAAAAUAUUGGUGAGAAACGAAUGGACAUGAUAAGUAAAUGGGAAGAAAAAUCUCGGGACUUUAUCGAUGCUUUUCUUUUGCUAUUUGGAAGAGAAGGCAGAUUGUCAACAAUUUGGAAUGAAAGUAAAGGUCGCUUAAUGCAAGCAUUAUCUCCACCAGCAAGUCCGAAAAGAGAUGGCAGUCCAAAUAGCAGUAACAGCAGUAACAGUCACAAUGAUGAAGAUCAGACAAGUCCACCACCAAACAAGACAGGACGCUAUGAGUUUUCACAUCAAAACAAUCAUUAUUUAAGCGAUGAUUAUAGUGAUGAUGAAGAGGAAAAUUUACACUCCAAAUGAUAAUUGAUUACAUUAAAGCAGCAUUAUGUAUUCUUUUUGACCAAACUAUCGUGCAAUUUUUAUUUAUUACCUUGAAAAUUUAGAUGUAUUUUCAUACAAUUGCAUAAAUUCCUAAUGCAGAGUGUAAUGAUAUGCUUGAUGGAUUUUGUAUGACAUGAGCUGGUAUAUAUAUUAAACAUAUUGCCUAUUGUGAUGUGAAAGUUUAA
This is a messenger RNA of Camponotus floridanus (Florida carpenter ant), 1651 nucleotides long. RefSeq names its product choline-phosphate cytidylyltransferase A. Gene Ontology annotation, biological process: CDP-choline pathway. The transcript has 9 exons. The record is from RefSeq and is a predicted model, not a curated record. Gene Ontology annotation, molecular function: choline-phosphate cytidylyltransferase activity; phosphatidylcholine binding. Lineage: Eukaryota; Metazoa; Arthropoda; Insecta; Hymenoptera; Formicidae. The coding region runs from base 333 to 1445 and encodes 370 amino acids.